Messenger RNA from Staurois parvus, 361 nucleotides. NCBI's taxonomy places the organism in Eukaryota, Metazoa, Chordata, Amphibia, Anura, Ranidae. The record is from the annotation of a GenBank genome assembly.
CACUUGUAGGUUUAACCCAGGGGCCAACUGACCAUUUGGAAACUCGGGCACUGCCCGAGGGCCCGGAGUCAGUAGGGGGCCCCAUGAGAUGCCCCUGGUACCUUUUUCAUAGGCUUUUUUGAGUUUGGGCAAGGACACAGGGGCCCCAUGAUCCCCUAUUGUGCGGGGGACCCAUGAGUUGUCAGUCCGCCCCUGAAUGAAAGUGAAAGAAAAUCCCGAAUUUUGGGUUGUCGUCCAAACAGGAUACUUGGGGGCACUAGCUCUGGUGAUUCUGCUGACAACCAGAGAUUCCCUCUCUUUGGAUAGAUUUCCUCUUCCUGUUUUAGCUAUGAGACAGGAAGUGAAAGAAAAUCCCCCAAAU